GCGUCUCUGGGCAGCAUGGAGAGCGCGGGUCCUGCGACGUGUGGGGGCCACAUGCCUGGCUUCCUACGUGCCCUUCAGACCCGGAGCCGAGGCGAGGCGGCGCGGGCACGGGUGCAGGAGCAGGACCUAAGGCAGUGGGGCCUGACAGGGAUUCAUCUACGUUCUUAUCAACUGGAGGGAGUCAACUGGCUCGCCGAGUGCUUCCAUGGUCAGAAUGGCUGCAUCCUGGGAGAUGAGAUGGGCCUGGGUAAGACCUGCCAGACUAUUGCUCUCUUCAUUUACUUGGCAGGAAGAUUAAAUGAUGAAGGACCAUUUCUGAUUCUUUGCCCCUUGUCCGUUUUGAGCAACUGGAGAGAAGAGAUGGAGAGAUUUGCUCCAGGUCUUUCCUGUAUAACGUAUGCAGGUGACAAGGAGGAGAGAGCCCAUCUACAGGAAGAUCUAAAGCAAGAGUCACAUUUUCAUGUGCUGCUAACUACCUAUGAGAUUUGCUUGAAAGAUUCAUCAUUUCUAAAAUCCUUCCCUUGGAGUGUUCUUGUUGUGGACGAAGCUCACAGGUUGAAAAACCAAAGCUCCUUGCUGCAUAAGACACUUUCAGAGUUCUCAGUAGUCUUCAAUCUCCUGUUGACCGGAACUCCCAUCCAGAACAGCCUCCAAGAGCUCUACUCUCUCCUCAGUUUUGUGGAGCCUGAUCUCUUUCCCAAGGAGCAGGUGGGAGAUUUUGUUCAGCAUUACCAGGAUGUUGAGAAGGAGUCUGAGUCAGCAAGUGAACUACACAAACUCUUGCAGCCAUUUCUGUUGAGGCGGGUGAAAGCUGAGGUAGCUACAGAACUUCCCAAGAAGACAGAGGUAGUGAUAUACCACGGCAUGUCAGCAUUGCAGAAAAAAUACUACAAGGCCAUUUUGAUGAAAGACCUAGAUGCAUUUGAAAAUGAGAUGGCAAAGAAAGUUAAACUUCAGAACGUCUUGUCCCAGCUUCGAAAGUGUGUGGAUCACCCAUAUCUGUUUGAUGGUGUGGAACCAGAGCCUUUUGAAAUUGGAGACCACCUGAUUGAGGCCAGUGGGAAACUUCAUCUACUGGAUAAGCUGCUUGCAUUCCUGUAUUCCAGGGGCCAUCGAGUUUUACUUUUCUCCCAGAUGACCCAGAUGUUGGAUAUUCUCCAAGACUACAUGGACUAUAGAGGGUACAGCUACGAGCGUGUGGAUGGGUCUGUGAGAGGAGAAGAGAGACACCUGGCCAUUAAGAACUUCGGACAGCAGCCCGUUUUUAUUUUUCUCCUGAGUACCAGGGCAGGAGGAGUUGGCAUGAACUUAACGGCUGCAGAUACCGUUAUUUUUGUCGACAGUGAUUUCAAUCCGCAGAAUGACUUGCAGGCAGCUGCCAGGGCUCAUCGAAUUGGCCAGAACAAGUCUGUUAAAGUUAUUCGGCUGAUUGGCCGAGACACUGUGGAGGAAAUAGUCUGUAGGAAAGCAGCCUCCAAACUGCAGCUUACCAACACAAUCAUAGAGGGAGGCCAUUUUACUCUGGGGGCCCAGAAACCUGCAGCGGAUGCUGAGCUCCAGUUGAGUGAGAUACUCAAAUUCGGUUUGGAUAAAUUGCUGUCAUCUGAGGGGGGCACCAUGGAUGAAAUAGAGCUGGAGACGAUCCUGGGAGAAACAAAAGAUGGCCAGUGGAUCUCUGAUGCCUUGCCUACAACAGAAGGAGGAGUCAGGGAGCAGGAGGAAGGCACAGAUGACUCUGGUCGCUGGGGCAGAGGUGGUUUAUUCACAGCUUUGGAAACACGAUCUGCUGAGCCACGAAAAAUAUAUGAGCUGGCUGGGAAAAUGAAAGACUUGAAUUUGGGAGGCGUCCUUUUAUUUCCUAUUGAUGAUAAAGAGUCAAGAAACAAAGGGCAAGAUUUGUUGGCCUUGAUUGUGGCUCAGCACCGUGAUCGCUCCAAUGUUCUGUCUGGCAUUAAGAUGGCAGCCCUAGAAGAGGGCCUGAAGAAGAUCUAUUUAGCAGCAAAGAGAAAGAAAGCGAGUGUUCAUCUUCCACGCAUUGGACAUGCCACGAAAGGUUUUAACUGGUAUGGUACUGAGCGACUGAUUCGGAAACACUUGGCUGCAAAAGGCAUCCCAACUUACAUCUACUACUUUCCUAGAAGCCAGGCAGCUCUUCUUCAUCCACAGUCCUCUUCUUCCUCGGGACAGAUGGUGCCUUAACAGUUGGCCAGUGUCACAGGCAGCAUUCAGCAAGCAGUUAAUAUUUGCCCAGAGCUACUGAAUUAGAGUGUUUCAAAAAGGAGUCCAGAUCUGGUGGGCCUCUGAGAAACUGUGUUUUCUGAAUUCUCAUUUUGUUCUCCAGGAUGUGUUACUCUGAUUUGGUACCUGUAAUACAGGGAUGCACACCUUAAUUGGGAAAGUCCUCUGGCACUUUGCCAGGGCUCCAGUUUGCAUAGUUACUUGCAUAAUAAAUUUUCUGUCUGUAAUGGU
Molecule: messenger RNA, 2469 nt
Organism: Leptonychotes weddellii (Weddell seal)
Lineage: Eukaryota; Metazoa; Chordata; Mammalia; Carnivora; Phocidae
Source: RefSeq, a predicted model, not a curated record